CAGAGUGCAGGAUGGACUCCUCUACUGCCGUCUUUGGGCUUCUUUUCCUUGUGUGCAGUACAGAAGGGCAGUAUGUCACAGGAAGUUGUGCCAUCCCCUCAAAACUUUGUUGCCGAGGACAAGAUAAUUCCUGUAUUAGAACAUCAUGCUACUGCGAUGAGGCGUGUAAAAAUUUUAUUGACUGCUGUCCUGAUUAUAAUAGUGUCUGUGCAGGGACAUUUCUAACUGUUGCAACAACAGCAAUCAGAGCAAACCUGGAAACUACAACAGACUCCACUAUUUCAUCCACACCAGCCAUGACUACUGGGAAUUCCAAUACCUCAGCAACCCCAGUGGUAGUUGCCAAAAAAACAAGUUCUGCAUCAGUCCCAGCAGUUACAUAUACAAGUACUUCACAAACACAAGUUGUCAGAGAUAUCACAACUCUUUCUAUACCUAAAGACAAGUCCAACAUGACUCCAGGCACAUCCACUCAUACUUUAUCGACAAGCGCAACCACAUCCACUAGGACUAUAUCAACUACAGUUACAUCUACUAGAAAUCCAUCUACACCUGCUGUCACAACCACAAAUAGUCUGUCAGGGCCUGAAGUCACAUCUAGUCAUACUUUAUUAAACACUACAGCCACAUUUACCAGUAUUAUAUCCAGAUCCAGAAGCACUUUAUCAGCGUCUGCAGUCAGAUCCACUAGCACUCAAUCAACAUCUGCUGGCACAUCCAAUAGUACUCCAACAACACCUGCGGUCACAUCCAAUAGUACUUUAUCAGCACCAGCAGUCACAUCCACUACUACUCCAUCAACACCUGCAGUCCCAUCAACAAGUAUUUUAUCAGUACCUAUUGUCACAUUUACUGGUACACUACCAACAUCUGCACUCACAUCACACACAAGUAAUCCAUCAACAGAUGCAACCACAUCCACUAAUACUUUAUCAACACCUGCAGUCACAUCAACUGGCUCACUGUCAACACCUGAUGUCUCAUCCACUCAUAAAUUAGCAACACCAGCAGUCACUUACACAAGUAAUUUAUCAAAAAUUGUAGUUACAUCCACUCGUACUUCAUCAACAGCUGCAGCUGCGUCCACAGGUACUUUAUUGACACCUGCAUUUUUAUCCACCAAUACUCUAACCACACCUGCAGUCAAAUCCUCUAAUACUUUAUCGACACCAGCAGUCAUAUCCACAAGUAUUCCAUCAACACCUAUAGUCACUUCCACUAAUACUUUAUCAUCACCUGCAGUCACAUCAACUCGUCCUUUAGUAACACCUGCAGUUACUUACACUGGUACUUUAUCAACAACUGCAGUCCCAUUCACCCGCACUGUAUUAACACCAGAAGUCACAUCCACUAGUACUUUAUCAACACCUGCAGUUAUAUCCACUAAAAUACCAACAACAUCUGCAGUCACAUCCACAAUUACUCUAUCAAUACCCAUAGACAAAUUCACAAGGAUUCCAUCAACACCUGUAAUCACAUCCACUAGUACUCAAUCAACACCUAUAGUCGCAUCCACUAAUGCUUUAUCAUCACCUGCAGUCACAUCAACUCGUCCUUUAGCAACACCUGCAAUUACUUACACUGGUACUUUAUCAACAACUGCAGUCCCAUUCACCCGCACUGUAUUAACACCAGAAGUCACAUCCACUAGUACUUUAUCAACACCUGCAGUUAUAUCCACUAAAAUACCAACAACAUUUGCAGUCAUAUCCACAAGUACUCUAUCAAUACCCAUAGACAAAUUCACAAGGAUUCCAUCAACACCUGUAAUCACAUCCACUAGUACACAAUCAACACCUGCCGUCACUUACACUAGCACUUCAUCAACACUAGCAGUCACAUCCAUUAGUACUCUAGUGUCACCUGCAGUUACAACCACAAGUACUUUAUCAACACCUGAAGUUUUAUUCACUAAUACCCCAACAACACCUGCAGUCACAUCCUCUAAUACCAUAUCAACACCUGCAGUCAUGUCCACAAGAUAUCUAUCAACACCUACAGACAAGUCCACUAGUAUUCCAUCUGCACCUGUAGUCACAUCCACUAGUAAUCUGUCAACAACUUUAGUCUCAUCCACUGGUACGUUAUCAACACCUGCGGCCACAUACACAAGCACUCAAUCAACACCUAUAGUUGCAUCCACUCAUUCUUUAUCCAAACCUGCAGCCACAUCCAUGAGUACUCUGUCAACAACUGCAGUCACAUCAACUGACACACUAUCAACUCCUGAUAUCACAUCCACUCAUCCUUUAGUAACACCUGCAGUCACUUACACUAGUACUUUAUCAACAGCUGCAGUUCCAUCCACUCAUACUCUAACAACACCAACUGACAAAUCUACAAGUAUUCCAUCAAUAUCUGUAGUCAUAUCCACUCACACUCCAUCAAUACCUGCCAGCAUGUCCACUAGUACUCUAUCAAUGCCUGCAGUCACAUCCGUGAGUAAACUAUCAACACCUGCAGUCACAUCCAUUAGUACUCUAUCAACACCUGCAGUCAAAUCCACAAAUACUUUAUUCACAUCUGCAAGCAAAUCCAGUAAUACCCCAACAACACUGGCAGUUACAUCCACUAUUACCGCAUCAUCACGUGUAGUCACAUCUAGUCAUACAUUAUCAACAUCAGCAAACACAUCCACUAGUACUCUAUCAUCACCAGCAGUCACACCCACCGGAACACUACCAACACCUGCAGUCACAUCCACUAGUACUGUGUUGACACCUGCGGGUAUAAACACAAAUACCGCAACAAUACCUGCAGUCACACCAACUAAUACUCCUUCAACACCUGCAGUAACAUCAACUGACACACUACCAAUAUCUGAUGUCACAUCCACUGAUCCUUUUGCAACACCUGCAGUCACAUACACUAGUACUUUAUCAACAACUCUAGCCACAUCCACCAGUAUUCUGUCAGAACCUGCAGUCACAUCCACAAAUACUGCAUUGACAUCUGCAAUCACAUCCACUAAUACUCCAAAAACACAUGUAGUUACAUCCACUAGUACUUUAUCAACACCUUCAGUCACAUCCACUAUUAUUGCAUCACCACAUGCAGUCACAUCCAGUAGUACAUUAGCAACAUCAGCAAUCACAUCCACUAGUACUCUAUCAUCACCUGCAGUCACACCCACUAGUACACCCCCAACACGUGCAGUCACGUCUACUAGUACUCUGUUGGCACCAGCAGGCAUAUCCACUAUUACCUCAGUAACACCUGCAGUGACAUCCACUAAUACUUUAUCCACAUUGGCAGAUGCAUCAGCUGACACACUACCAACACCUGCAGUCACAUCCACUAGUACUGUGUUGACACCCAUAGUCACAUCCACAAGUACUUUAGUGACACCUGCAGGUAUAAACACGAAUACCCCAACAAUACCUGCAGUCACACCAACUAAUACUUCAUCAACACCUGCAGUAACAUCAACUGACAUACUAUCAAUAUCUGAUGUCACAUCCACUGAUCCUUUUGCAACACCUGCAGUUACUUACACUAGUACUUUAUCAACACCUCUGGCCACACCCACCAGUAUUCUGUCAGAACCUGCAGUCACAUCUGCAAAUACUGUAUUGACAUCUGCAAUCACAUCCACUAAUACUCCAACAACACCUACAGUUACAUCCACGAGUACUUUAUCAACACCUGUAAUGACAUCCACUAUUAUUGCAUCAACACAUGCAGCCACAUCCAGUAGUACAUUAGCAACAUCAGCAAUCACAUCCACUAGUACACCCCCAACACAUGCAGUCACAUCUACUAGUACUCUGUUGGCACCAGCAGGUAUAUCCACUAUUACCUCAAUAACACCUGCAGUGACAUCCACUAAUACUUUAUCCACACUGGCAGAUGCAUCAGCUGACACACUACCAACAUCUGCAGUCACAUCCACUAGUACUGUGUUGACACCCAUAGUCACAUCCGCAAGUACUUUAGUGACACCUGCAGGUAUAAACAGGAAUACCCCAACAAUACCUUCAGUCACACCAACUAAUACUUCAUCAACACCUGCAGUUACACCAACUAAUACUUCAUCAACACCUGCAGUCACACGAACUAAUACUCCAUCAACACCUGCAGUAACAUCAGCUGACACACUAUCAAUAUCUGAUGUCACAUCCACUGAUCCUUUUGCAACACCUGCAGUCACAUACACUAGUACUUUAUCAACACCUCUAGCCACAUCCACUAGUAUUCUGUCAGAACCUGCAGUCACAUCAACAAAUACUGUAUUGACAUCUGCAAUCACAUCCACUAAUACUCCAACAACACCUACAGUUACAUCCACUAGUACUUUAUCAACACCUGUAAUGACAUCCACUAAUACUUUAUCAACACAUGCAGUCACAUCCACUAGUAUUGCUUCACCACAUGCAGUCACAUCCAGUACUACAUUAGCAACAUCAGCAAUCACAUCCACUAGUGCUCUUUCAUCACCUGCAGUCACACCCACUAGUACACCCCCAACACAUGCAGUCACAUCUACUAGUACUCUGUUGGCACCAGCAGGUAUAUCCACUAUUACCUCAAUAACACCUGCAGUCACAUCCACUAAUACUUUAUCCACACUGGCAGAUACAUCAGCUGACACACUAUUAACACCUGAUGUCACAUCCACUCAUUCUUUAGCAACACCUACAGUCACAUACACUAGUACUUUGACAACAACUGCAGUUCCAUUCACUCAUACUCUAUCAACACUUGCAGUCACACCCACCAGUAUACCACCAACACCUGCAGUCAGAUCUACUACUAUUCUGUUGACACCUGCAGUCACAUCCAGAAGUACUUUAUUGACACCUGCAGGUAUAUCCACUAUUACCUCAGUAACACCUGCAGUCACAUUCACUAAUACUUUAUCCACACUGGCAGAUACAUCAGCUGACACAUUAUCAACACCUGAUGUCACAUCCACUGGUUCUUUAGCAACACCUACAGUCACAUACACAAGUACAUUAUCAACAACUGCAGUUUCAUCCACUCAUAUUCUAUCAACACCUGCAAUCACAUCUGCUAGUACUCUACCAACACCUGAGGUCACACCCACUAUUACAUCGCCAAUACCUGCAGUCACAUCUACAAGUACUUUAUUGACACCUGCAGUCACAUCCACCACUACUCCAUCAUCACCUGCAGUCACAUCAACGAGUAUGUUAUCAGUACCUGUUGUCACAUCCACUGGUACACUAUCAACAUCUGCACUCACAUCCACAGGUACUCCAUCAACAGAUUCAGCCACAUCCACUACUACUUUAUCCACACCAGAAGAUACAUCAACUUACACACCUGAUGUCACAUUCAAUUAUCCUUUAGCAACACCUACAGUCACAUACAGUAGCACUUUAUCAACAACUGCAGUUACAUCCACUCGAACUCUAUCAACAACUGCAGCCAAAUACACUAGUACUCAAUCGACACCUAUAGACACAUACAGUCAUACUCUAUCAAGACCUGAAGUCACAUCCACUAAUAUUCUGUCAACAACUGCAGUCACAUCCACAAGUACUCCUCCAACACAUGUAAUCACAUCAACAGCUUCAGUCUCACCUACAAGUGCUCUAUCAACACCUAUGGUCACAUCCACAAGUAAUCUAUGGACAGCUGCAGCCACAUCCACAAGUACUUUAUCAACAUUUGCAGUCACAUCAUCUAGUCUUCCAACAACACUUACAGCUACAUCCACAAGUACUCUAUCAACACUUGCAAUCACAUCCACUAAUACUCCAACAACACCUGCAGUUACAUCCACUAGUACUUUAUCAACAGCUGCAGUUACAUCCACUAGUAAUUUAUCAACACCUGUAGCCACAUCCACUAGCAGUCUUUCGACACUUGCAGUUACAUCCACUAAUACACCAACAACACCUUCAGUUCCAUCAAUUAGUGCUCCAUCCGCACAUGCAGUCACAUCCAGUAGUACUUUAUCGACAUCAGCAAUCACAUCCACCAGUACUCUAUCAUCACCUGCAGUCACAGCCACUAGUACACUACUAACACCUGUAGCCACAUCCACUAGUAGUCUGUCGCCACCUGCAGUUACAUCUACCAAUUUUUAUUUGACAUCUGCAAUCACAUCCACUAAUACACCAACAACACCUUCAGUUACAUCCACUAGAACUCCAUCUACACCUGCUGUCACAGCCACUCAUACUUUAUCAACAUCAGAAGUCAUAUCCACUAGUAGUCUAAUAACACCUGCAGUUAAAUCAACUAGUGCUACAUCAACACCUACACCUGCAGCCACAUCCACUCAGACUCAAUUGACACCUGAAGUCGCAUCCAAUAGUACUUUAUCAACAUCUGCAGUCACAUCCACUAGUAACCUUUCAACAUCUGCAGUCACAUCUAGUAGUGCUCCAUCUAUACCUACUGUCACAUCCACCACUAGUCUGUCAACACCUGCAGUCACAUCAAUUAGUACUCCAGUAACAACUGCACUCACAACCACUAUUACUUUAUUGACACCUACAAUCACAUCUACUUCGACUCUGUCAUCACCUGCAGUCAAAUCCACCAGUAAUUUUCCAGUCAAAGUAACUACCAAUAAAAUUACAACUCCACCAGCAGAACAUUCCACAGUCACCAGUACUGAAUUUAGCCCCAAAGAUACGACAGACCAUCUCUCUUCGGCCACAACACAAUCCUAUGGGGACAUCUCCAAGCUUACUGUGUCCAGCGAAACCACGGCAGACAGGGGACCCACAUCUUCUACACCCAAGGAUCUUCAGACAGUGAUUGGUCAGAUGAAGGUGUCCAUUAUGGCUCCUGCUCAUGUAAAGAAUGUAGCUGUGGUGGAAGCUUUCCACAAUCUCGCCCAUGUUCUUCAGGAUUAUUUAAGAAAAAAAUACAGUGAUGUCAGCUCCGUAAGAAUUAUCAGAAUCACCAAGAAAUGAGAAGCCAUAUUUACAAGUUUUGUGUUAAUCUCUAAUGCUGCACCAAGAGUUUCAUACUUUUUUACCUUUAUUUGAAUAGGAAGUCACAAUGAGAUUGAAACUCUUUUACAAGUGAGACCUAGCCAAGGCAAGGUAAACCAGAAUUGUACAACAACAAGAACAAAUGUAGGCUUCACAUCAUGCAGUCAAGAAUCGGGAAAUUUACAACUUGAAACAGGUGCAUGGAACAGAAAGUAUGUCCAUUAUUUUCCAUUCGCAAUCUGGUAGUGAAAUGAGGAACUCAAAUUUCAGUUUAGCCUCAUUCCAGGGCCAGGAACCAUGGUAGCACAAGCUCAUCAUUUCAGUCGUAGUUUGGACACUUGGAACUUUAAAGUAAAACCAUUUAUUAGAUCUUAAAUUGCAGCUGCCUUGCAACAAUAAAAAGGCAAAAAAAAACGGCAAAGGAUGACCAACCAACAAGACUGUGCAAGAUACAAUGACGGGUCCUGUAACCCAAAUUAGAGACAUAUCUCCAUGCUGCAUGAUACAAGAGAUCAAAGUGUGACAGGGUAGGGAGACAAAUCUAUAAAUAAAGUAUCUAUAAAGUAUCUCCAUAGUCAUGUUGCAUAAACCAGCAGGAAUAAACCAGCCAUUUUAAUGACUUAAAAAACAUGACAAAAACAUUAACCUGUAGAGAAAUCCCAGGGUGGAGAACACUUGUAAUUAAAAAUUGUUAUUCAGAAAAUUGGUCGCAAAUAACACAGAAAACUUAAGAAUCCCAUUACGUCAUGACAAAAGUCAUGUCAAUGAAUGGUAAAAGCACACCAGAAGAAUUUGUGAAGUGAAAGAUUUGUAUUGUGUUCAUGAAGACAGAAAUAAUGAGCUUCUACAACCUUCAAGAAAGAUAAAUGAAAUUAACUAAUUUAUUUCAUGGUCCAAAAAUGUAUUACGUUGUGAAGGUUGGAUCCUUGGUACUUGGUUGCCAGUCAUUAUGAGUAGUAACCUUAAACAGCCAAGAUUGUGGAUACUAGUAUUGGUAAGGUAUUGCAUGGCUUUUAAAUUGUUGGUAUGUUCCAAAAAGGCAGCUUCAGAAAGGUUUUCACAAAUCUUUUCAUAAAGGUCCUUCACGUUAUAUUAUUAUUUAUUCAAAGUAUUUAUUGUUUUUAAAUCAACUUUGAACAUCAUGGUAAUGCUACAAUUUUAUCAAACAGUUUUUCUUGUGGGAAAUUUUGUUUUCCAGAGAAAAAAUAAAGGAAAUAUUUUGAAUGUAACAGUGUGUAUCUGUAUGGUUUUUUGUUUUUCAA
Molecule: messenger RNA, 8176 nt
Organism: Anguilla rostrata (American eel)
Lineage: Eukaryota; Metazoa; Chordata; Actinopteri; Anguilliformes; Anguillidae
Product: mucin-2-like
Exons: 5
Coding region: 12-6893 (2293 amino acids)
Source: RefSeq, a predicted model, not a curated record